Messenger RNA from Thalassophryne amazonica, 2215 nucleotides. RefSeq names its product heparanase 2 (gene hpse2). Gene Ontology annotation, molecular function: hydrolase activity, acting on glycosyl bonds. The transcript has 12 exons. Gene Ontology annotation, cellular component: membrane; extracellular matrix. Bases 52 to 1806 code for a protein of 584 amino acids. The record is from RefSeq and is a predicted model, not a curated record. Lineage: Eukaryota; Metazoa; Chordata; Actinopteri; Batrachoidiformes; Batrachoididae.
UUUACGCCUCGUUAUACGCACGCCGAUCGUCUUGCUCGCCAAACCAAGACGAUGCCUCAAAGCUCAUCGUGCGCAUUCCCAUGGUCCUCCGUGUGGCUGGCAUCUUUGGCAUCUCUAGCAAUGCAGUCGGUGCUCUCUUCCUCCCCUUCCUCCUCCUCUACGUAUCAGAGCGCCGGAGCCGGGAAGCGCCCGGGCUUUAUGGAGAGGACGUUGGUUCUCCUGGACGUCAACACCCGUAGUCCCAUUAAAGUUCUGAACGACAACUUCCUCUCUUUACAGCUGGAUCCGUCGAUCAUCAAAGACGGCUGGCUGGACUUUCUGAGUUCCCGGCGGCUCGUGACCCUGGCGCGCGGUCUGGCGCCUGCUUUUCUGCGUUUUGGCGGAAAACGUACAGACUUCCUGCAGUUCCACAACAUGAAGAACCUCGCCAAGUUCAGAGGGCCCGGACCAGACUAUUACCUGAAGAACUACGAAGACGACAUUGUGCGCAGUGACAUUGCCUUGGACAAGCAGAACGGCUGUAAACUGGCCAACCACCCCGACAUGAUGUUGGAGCUGCAGAGGGAGAAGGCUGCCAGCACACAGCUCGUCCUGCUGAAAGAACAACUCUCCAACAUCUACAGCAACAUCACAAUAACAGCCAGGUCUUUAGACAAACUCUACAACUUUGCUGACUGUGCUGGUCUGCAUCUGAUCCUGGGGCUCAACGCUCUGCACAGGAACCCAGACAACUCCUGGAACACCUCGACCACCCUGAGCCUUCUGAAGUAUGGCGCUGGAAAGAAGUACAACAUCUCCUGGGAGCUGGGCAACGAGCCCAAUGCUUACCGCAGCAUGGUGGGUCGUACAGUCAACAGCACACAGCUGGCUCAGGACUACACCAAGCUACGAACCCUCCUGCAAUCAGUGCGCUACUAUCACCGAGCGCAACUCUACGGUCCAAAUGCAGGACGUCCCCGGAAGAACGCCAUUGUGCUGCUCGAUGGGUUCAUGAAGAAUGCUGGCUCUGUUGUAGAUGCAGUUACGUGGCAACAUUAUUACAUGGACGGCAGAGUGAACAGAGCUGAGGACUUCCUGAAGACUCGACUGCUGGAUACACUGACAGAGCAGAUCACCAAAGUCCUCAAGGCUGUGAACACACAUAAUCCUGGUAAGAAGGUCUGGGUGGGUGGCCUGGGGCCGGCAUGGGCAGGAGGCACCAACAACCUGUCUGACACAUAUGCUGCUGGAUUCCUGUGGAUGAACACGUUGGGUAUGGCUGCUGUGCAGGGGAUCGAUGUUGUGUUACGUCACUCGUUUUUUGACUACGGAUACACACACCUUGUGGACCAGCACUUUAACCCGUUGCCUGAUUACUGGUUCUCCCUGGUCUUCAAGCGUCUGGUCGGUCCAAAGGUUUUAUCAGUGCAGGUGGCUGGACUGCAGAGGAAGCCGCAACCAGGACGAGUCAUCCGAGACAAGCUACGGAUCUAUGCCCACUGUACCAGCUACUACAAUCCGAACUAUGUGAGAGGUUCCAUAACCAUCUACAUCAUCAACCUGCAUCGCUCACAGAAGAAAAUUAAGUUGGCGGGGACGUUACGGAACAAGACUGUACACCAGUAUCUGUUGCAAUCUUACGGCGUUGACGGGCUCAGAGCAAAACAUGUCCAGCUAAACGGAGAAAAGCUGCUGAUGGUGGACAAUGAGACAUUCCCAGAGUUGAAGCCAAAGACGCUGAGGGCUGGACGGACAAUAUCCAUGCCACCCACGUCCGUAGGCUUUUACGUCAUCAAAAACAUGAACGCGUACGCGUGCCGACGAUAAUGCUGACCUUUGCCCCACAAAUUAAAGCCACGAUGCUCCGAACUACAGUUUAAACGUACAAUUCACCACUUGUUUCCACUUGUAAAGGAGAAGAAGUAAAAGAUCUGGUUGGGCCUUGUUCAACCGACUCUUUGACGGAGCGGCUUAAAAAAGCAGAUGUUGCAAUGACAAAGAAAGAUUUUCCCUUCGGACAUGAAAAGGGCUGCACUGAAGACCUUUUUCUUACUCCUGCUCGCUGCGUGUUCCUCAUGUGCAGUGACGCUCUGUUGUUUGUGACUUUGCAGAAAUGUAGUAUCAGAAACAGGCCACAUUCUUUGGCUUAAUGAAGCUUUUUUUUUAACUCUCAGAUGGUUAUCUCUGCAUCUGCUGGUCUUUUUUGAAAUAUACUUUUGCUGACAAAGCAAAAAAA